This is a messenger RNA of Galeopterus variegatus (Sunda flying lemur), 3914 nucleotides long. RefSeq names its product mutS homolog 6 (gene MSH6). Gene Ontology annotation, biological process: mismatch repair. Gene Ontology annotation, molecular function: mismatched DNA binding; ATP-dependent DNA damage sensor activity; ATP binding. NCBI's taxonomy places the organism in Eukaryota, Metazoa, Chordata, Mammalia, Dermoptera, Cynocephalidae. The coding region runs from base 37 to 3825 and encodes 1262 amino acids. The record is from RefSeq and is a predicted model, not a curated record. Gene Ontology annotation, cellular component: MutSalpha complex; nucleus. The transcript has 9 exons.
UGUGACUUCUCACCAGGUGAUUUGGUUUGGGCCAAGAUGGAGGGUUACCCCUGGUGGCCUUGCCUGGUUUACAACCACCCCUUUGAUGGAACAUUCAUCCGUGAGAAAGGGAAAUCAGUCCGCGUUCAUGUACAGUUUUUUGAUGACAGCCCAACAAGGGGCUGGGUUAGCAAAAGGCUGUUAAAGCCAUAUACAGGUUCAAAAUCGAAGGAAGCCCAGAAGGGAGGUCAUUUUUACAGUGCAAAGCCUGAAAUACUCAGAGCAAUGCAACGUGCAGAUGAAGCCUUGAAUAAAGACAAGAUUAAGAGGCUUGAAUUGGCAGUGUGUGAUGAGCCAUCAGAGGCAGAAGAGGAGGAAGAGAUGGAGGUAGGUGCGACUUAUGCAUCAGAUAAGAGUGAAGAAGAUAAUGAAAUUGAGAGUGAAGAGGAGGUACAACCUAAGGUACAAGGAUCUAGGCGAAGUAGCCGCCAAAUAAAAAAACGAAGAGUGAUAUCAGACUCUGAGAGUGACAUCGGUGGCUCUGAUGUGGAGUUCAAGCCAGAUGCUAAGGAGGAUGGAAGCAGUGAUGAGAUAAGCAGCGGAGUGGGGGAUAGUGAGAGUGAAGGACUGGACAGCCCUGUCAAAGUUGCUCGAAAGCGGAAGAGAAUGGUGACUGGAAAUGGCUCUCUUAAAAAGAAAAGUUCAAGGAAGGAAAUGUCCUCAGCCACCAAACGAGCAACUGGCAUUUUGUCAGAAACCAAGAGUACUUUGAGUGCUUUUUCUGCCCCUCAAAAUUCUGAAUCCCAAGCAAACGUUAGUGGAGGAGGUGAUGACAGUAGUCGCCCCGCUGUCUGGUAUCAUGAAACUUUGGAAUGGCUUAAAAAGGAAAAGAGACGAGAUGAGCACCGGAGGCGGCCUGAUCACCCAGAUUUUGACGCAUCCACACUGUAUGUGCCUGAAGAUUUCCUUAAUUCUUGUACUCCUGGGAUGAGGAAGUGGUGGCAGAUUAAGUCUCAGAACUUUGAUCUUGUCAUCUUUUAUAAGGUAGGGAAGUUCUAUGAACUCUACCACAUGGAUGCUCUUAUUGGAGUCAGUGAACUGGGGUUGGUAUUCAUGAAAGGCAACUGGGCCCAUUCUGGUUUUCCUGAAAUUGCAUUUGGCCGAUAUUCAGACUCCCUGGUACAGAAGGGCUACAAAGUAGCACGAGUGGAACAGACUGAGACCCCGGAAAUGAUGGAGGCACGAUGCCGAAAGAUGGCACAUAUAUCUAAGCAUGAUAGAGUGGUGAGGAGGGAGAUCUGUAGGAUUAUUACCAAGGGUACACAGACCUACAGUGUGCUGGAAGGUGACCCCUCUGAGAACUACAGUAGGUAUCUUCUUAGCCUCAAAGAAAAAGAGGAAGAUUCUUCUGGCCACAAUCGUGUGUAUGGUGUGUGCUUUGUUGAUACUUCAUUGGGAAAGUUUUAUGUAGGUCAGUUUUCAGAUGAUCGCCAUUGUUCCAGAUUUAGGACUCUAGUGGCACACUAUCCUCCGGUACAAGUCUUGUUUGAGAAAGGAAAUCUCUCAAUGGAAACAAAGACAAUUCUGAAGGGUUCAUUAUCCUGUUCUCUUCAGGAAGGUCUGAUACCAGGCUCCCAAUUUUGGGAUGCAGCCAAAACUUUGAGAACGCUCCUUGAAGAAGGAUAUUUUAUGGAAAAGCUGAAUGAGGACAGUGGGGUGAUGUUACCCCAGGUGCUUAAAGAGAUGACCUCAGAGUCCGAUUCCAUUGGGUUGACACCAGGAGAGAAGAGUGAACUGGCCCUCUCUGCUCUAGGUGGUUGUGUUUUUUACCUCAAAAAAUGCCUUAUUGAUCAAGAGCUUUUAUCAAUGGCUAAUUUUGAAGAAUAUAUUCCCUUGGAUUCUGACAUGGUCAGUACUACAAGACCUGGUGCUGUCUUCACUAAAGCCAAUCAACGAAUGGUGCUAGAUGCAGUGACAUUAAACAACUUGGAGAUUUUUCUGAAUAGCACUAAUGGCUCUACUGAAGGGACCCUGCUAGAGAGGAUUGAUACUUGCUAUACUCCCUUUGGUAAACGGCUCCUAAAGCAAUGGCUUUGUGCGCCACUCUGUAGCCCUUACGCUAUCAAUGAUCGUCUAGAUGCCAUAGAAGACCUCAUGGUUGUGCCUGACAAAAUCUCUGAAGUUGUAGACCUUCUAAAGAAACUUCCAGAUCUUGAGAGGCUACUGAGUAAAAUUCAUAAUGUUGGGUCUCCCCUGAAGAGCCAGAACCACCCAGAUAGCAGAGCUGUAAUGUAUGAAGAAACUACAUACAGCAAAAAAAAGAUUAUUGAUUUUCUUUCUGCUCUGGAAGGAUUCAAAGUAAUGUGCAAAAUUAUAGAGAUUAUGGAAGAAGUCAUUGAUGAUUUUAAGUCUAAAAUCCUUAGGCAGAUUGUUACACUGCAGACAAAAAAUCCUGAAGGCCAUUUUCCUGAUUUGACUACAGAACUGAACCGAUGGGAUACAGCCUUUGACCAUGAAAAGGCUCGAAAGACUGGACUGAUUACUCCCAAAGCAGGAUUUGACUCUGAUUAUGACCAAGCUCUUGCUGACAUAAGAGAAAAUGAGCAGAGCCUCCUGGAAUACUUAGAGACACAGCGCAAUAGAAUUGGCUGUAGGACCAUAGUCUAUUGGGGAAUUGGCAGGAACCGUUACCAGUUGGAAAUUCCAGAGAAUUUCACCACCCGUAAUUUGCCAGAAGAGUAUGAGUUGAAAUCAACUAAGAAGGGCUGUAAACGAUAUUGGACCAAAACUAUUGAGAAGAAGUUGGCUAAUCUGAUAAAUGCUGAAGAACGGAGAGAUGUAUCAUUGAAGGACUGCAUGCGGCGACUGUUCUAUAACUUUGAUAAAAAUUACAAGGACUGGCAGUCUGCAGUAGAGUGUAUGGCAGUGUUGGAUGUCUUAUUGUGCCUGACUAACUAUAGUCGAGGGGGUGACGGUCCUAUGUGUCGUCCCGUAAUUCUGUUGCCAGGAGAAGAUAUUCUCCCCUUCUUAGAGCUUAAAGGAUCACGCCAUCCCUGCAUUACAAAGACCUUUUUUGGAGAUGAUUUUAUUCCUAAUGACAUUCUAAUAGGCUGUGAGGAAGAAGAGGAAGAAACUAGCAAAGCCUAUUGUGUGCUCGUUACUGGACCGAAUAUGGGGGGCAAGUCUACACUCAUGAGACAGGCUGGUCUAUUAGCUGUAAUGGCCCAGAUGGGUUGUUAUGUACCUGCUGAAGGGUGUAGGCUGACGCCCAUUGACAGAGUGUUUACUAGACUCGGUGCCUCUGAUAGAAUAAUGACAGGUGAAAGUACAUUCUUUGUUGAACUGAGUGAAACUGCCAGCAUACUUAUGCAUGCAACAGCACAUUCACUGGUACUUGUCGAUGAAUUAGGAAGAGGUACUGCAACAUUUGAUGGGACAGCAAUAGCAAAUGCAGUUGUUAAAGAACUUGCUGAGACUAUAAAGUGUCGUACGUUGUUUUCUACCCAUUACCAUUCAUUAGUAGAAGAUUAUUCUCAAAAUGUUGCUGUGCGCCUAGGACAUAUGGCAUGCAUGGUAGAAAAUGAAUGUGAAGACCCCAGCCAGGAGACUAUUACCUUCCUCUAUAAAUUCAUUAAAGGAGCUUGUCCUAAGAGCUAUGGCUUUAAUGCAGCAAGGCUUGCUAAUCUUCCAGAGGAAGUUAUUCAGAAGGGACACAGAAAAGCAAGAGAAUUUGAGAAGAUGAAUCAGUCACUACGAUUAUUUCGGGAAGUUUGCCUGGCUAGUGAAAGGUCGACUGUAGAUGCUGAAGCUGUCCAUAAGUUGCUGACUUUAAUUAAGGAAUUAUAGACUACGUUGGAAGCUUUGAGUUGACUUUUGACAAAGGUGGUAAAUUCAGACAACAUUAUGAUCUAAUAAACUUUAUUUUUUAAAAAUGA